Messenger RNA from Astyanax mexicanus (Mexican tetra), 1436 nucleotides. Its product is annotated as carboxypeptidase A1. Gene Ontology annotation, molecular function: metallocarboxypeptidase activity; zinc ion binding. The record is from RefSeq and is a predicted model, not a curated record. Lineage: Eukaryota; Metazoa; Chordata; Actinopteri; Characiformes; Acestrorhamphidae. The coding region runs from base 21 to 1280 and encodes 419 amino acids. The transcript is spliced from 11 exons. Gene Ontology annotation, biological process: proteolysis.
GCUCUGCUUUAGGAAGCAAAAUGAGAACCCUGCUGGUUUUGGCAUCUCUGGUUGUUGCUGUUUUCGGCAGAAAAUCUUUUGAAGGACACCAGGUCCUGCGGAUCACUGCUGAAGAUGAUUUACAGAUCAAUCUCCUAAAGAACUUGACUCAGCUGGCAUAUCUAAAGCUGGACUUCUGGAGGGAGCCCAUUCACGAGUCUCUGCCUGUCGAUGUUUCUGUUCCCUCAACCAGUCUACAGACCCUCAAGAGUUUCCUGAAAAACAACAAUAUUCUUUAUACAAUUAUGAUCCACAAUAUUCAGGAUCUUCUGGACGAGGAACAGCGGGAGAUGAAUAGAUCUCGUGCUUUUCAGCCCGGAAGUACUGAUGAUUAUGACUAUGCCAACUACCACACCCUGAGUGAGAUCUACAGUUUCAUAGACCUGCUGGUGAAGGAGAAACCCAAACUGGUUAGCAAAGUUGUGAUUGGCAAAAGCUACGAAGGCCACCCCCUGAACGUUCUGAAAUUUAGCACUGGUGCUAACCGCCCUGGAAUCUGGAUUGACACUGGCAUCCACUCCAGAGAAUGGGUCACCCAGGCCAGCGGAACCUGGUUCGCCAAAAAGAUUGCAACUGAUUUUGGACGUAAUGCUGCUCUUACUGCCAUCCUGUUCAAGUUUGACAUUUUCCUGGAGAUUGUCACCAACCCUGAUGGAUACGACUACACUCAUACAACUGAGCGCAUGUGGCGCAAGACAAGGAAGCCCAAUUCUGGGUCUGAUUGUGUUGGUGUUGACCCAAACAGAAACUGGGAUGCAUUUUUUGGAGGCCCUGGCUCCAGUAGGGACCCUUGCUCUGAGAUCUAUCAUGGACCUUAUGCUCACUCAGAACCUGAGGUCAAGGCCAUUGUGGACUUUGUUAAGUCCCAUGGUAACCUCAAGGCAUUCGUGUCCAUCCACAGCUACUCUCAGAUGUUGCUUUACCCCUAUGGCUACACCAGAACUCCGUGUAAGGACCAGGCUGAACUGCAUGAAGUUGUGAGACGGGCCGUCAUUGCCUUGCAACGCCCGUACAGCACCAAGUACAAAUAUGGCAGCAUCAUCAAUGUUGUUUACGAGGCUAGUGGAGGCAGCAUAGACUGGACAUACAACCAGGGCAUCAAGUACUCCUACACCUUUGAGCUGAGAGAUACUGGUCUCUAUGGGUUCCUCCUGCCUGCUAAUCAGAUCAUCCCCACCGCUGAGGAGACAUGGCUGGCCCUCAUGACCAUCAUGCAGCACACCAAGAACAACCCCUACUGAAGCAGCAGCCGGGUUCAGUUAAUACUGGACCUAAAGGUGCAUGAUAUAAAGUAAUAUGUGUUUACGAGGUUUUAUUAAAGUGAAUGGCUCUCUGAGAUGUCCAAUUGUUUUGGAAAGAAAUCAUUACAAAUAAACGCAGCAGAAGGCAAAAAGAAA